This is a messenger RNA of Rotaria socialis, 461 nucleotides long. Lineage: Eukaryota; Metazoa; Rotifera; Eurotatoria; Philodinida; Philodinidae. The record is from the annotation of a GenBank genome assembly.
AUGUCUCUAUCGUGUGCUAUCGAAACAUGCAAACGUAAAUCACGAGCAAUAUGUCAUUGUUGCAACAAGAAUCUUUGUCCUGAUCAUUUUAAAGAACAUGUUGAUUUAAUAAAUUCACGAAUGAAUCCUCUUGCUGAUGAAAUAAAUACUCUUGAUAAUCAAUUGUCGUUAUUAAAUGCUGAUGAAGUUAUUGACAAAUGUCGUCAAAAAUUGGAUAAAUGGCGUCAUGAAUGUCAUGCUACAGUUGAUCGUUUUUAUGAAGAAAAAUGUCAAGAACUUCAACAGCGUUGUGUUGAGAAAGUUGGUGAAAAACGAAAAAAACUUCAUCAAUUAAAAUUAAAAAUAAAUGAACUUAUUCGAGAACAAGAAGCUACACAUGACGAUAUUUGCUCAUUGAAAGCAACUAUUAAUGAUAUCAAACGUGACGUUGACCAAUUUGAAGAGAAUGGCAUUGUAGUCGA